AUUUUUCUCUCCCUGGAAUGGUACGCUCCUCCCUGCAGGAAUAUCACCAUUCUGUCGGCUGCCCUUGGUUUCCUGUUUAGGCUGCUAUCGCGAAGCUGACCAUGGCGGCCACUGAAAUAGCUCGGCAAGCGGGUGAAGGUGUGCGAUCCGUUCCGCUCUCUGGCCAUGUGGGCUUUGAUAGCAUGCCGGACCAGCUGGUCAACAAGUCAGUCAGCCAGGGAUUCUGCUUCAACAUCCUCUGCGUUGGUGAGACGGGCCUGGGAAAGUCCACCUUGAUGGACACUCUGUUCAACACCAAGUUUGAGGGAGAGCCGACCACACACAACCAGCCGGGUGUGCAGCUGAAGUCCAACACCUAUGAGCUGCAGGAGAGCAACGUGCGGCUCAAGCUGACUGUGGUCAACACCGUGGGCUUCGGGGACCAGAUUAACAAGGAGGACAGCUACAAAUCCAUUGUGGAGUUCAUCGACACUCAGUUUGAGGCCUACCUGCAGGAAGAGCUGAAGAUCCGUCGCACACUGCACAGCUACCACGACUCGCGCAUCCAUGCCUGCCUGUACUUCAUCGCCCCCACUGGCCACUCGCUCAAGUCCCUCGACCUGGUCACCAUGAAGAAGCUGGACAGCAAGGUCAACAUCAUUCCCAUCAUCGCCAAGUCGGACGCCGUCUCCAAAAGCGAACUCGCCAAGUUUAAGAUCAAGAUCACAAGUGAGCUGGUCAGCAACGGAGUUCAGAUCUAUCAGUUCCCCACUGACGACGAGACUGUGGCCGAAAUCAACUCCACCAUGAAUGGACACUUGCCGUUCGCCGUGGUCGGAAGCACUGAGGAAGUGAAGAUCGGGAACAAGAUGGUGAAGGCGCGUCAGUACCCCUGGGGAACCGUGCAGGUGGAGAACGAGAGCCACUGCGACUUCGUGAAGCUGCGGGAGAUGCUGAUCCGCGUGAACAUGGAGGACCUGCGCGAGCAGACGCACACCCGCCACUACGAGCUGUACCGCCGCUGCAAGCUGGAGGAGAUGGGCUUCAAGGACACGGACCCCGACAGCAAGCCCUUCAGCCUGCAGGAGACGUACGAGGCCAAGAGGAACGAGUUCAUGGGUGAGCUGCAGAAGAAGGAGGAGGAGAUGAGGCAGAUGUUCGUGCAGAGGGUGAAGGAAAAGGAGGCGGAGCUCAAGGAGGCAGAAAAGGAGCUGCACGAGAAGUUUGACCGGCUGAAGAAGCUCCACCAGGAUGAGAAGAAGAAGCUGGAGGAUAAGAAGAAAUCCUUGGAGGAGGAGCUGAACGCCUUCAAGCAGAGGAAGACGGCUACAGAGCUGCUGCAGUCCCAGGCCCAGCAGGCAGGGGGCUCCACCACACUCAAGCGAGACAAGGAGAGGAAAAACUUCUUUUAAUACAGUGUGUCUUGGCUGCCUGACUGAAGAGGGGAUUUGCUGCGCUCCCUGGAAGUAGCCAUCUGUCUCGCUCAUACUGCCCUGUCUAUCCUGAUCUCUCUGCCCCCCCCACCCCCUGCCCCUGACAUGUUGUCCAUCCUGCUAACUGUGGCAUUUGGUGAGGGUAAUUUAAAAAAAUAUAGGGCAGCCUCUGAUGCCUGGCCUCGUGCAUGUCGCUGAAGGUCUGUGGAACAUGUGUGUGUGUGUGUGUGUGUGUGUGUGUGUGUGUGUGUGUGUGUGUGUGUACACGUGUGCGCGCGUGUGUGUGUACGUGUGUUUUUUUUUUUUAUUAUUAUUUUUUUUCUUUACCUGAUCCUUACUGCAUUUACCUGCAGUUGUUAAUUUGCCCCCCUUAGCAAGGUAAUUCAGAGAGAGAUAAGUAAUGAAGCUUCCAUUACGUUUGGAACGUAGGUUCCAAAUUAUAAAGACGAAUGGACAUAUUGCUCAAAACAGCGGAGGUUGAUGUAAAAUAUCGGGUGCUCUAGGCAGCUAUGUUAUUGAAUACAACUAGUAUAAUUUUGUACGUCUAUUUCCUCAUAUAAUGGCUUUUUCAUUUCAUAAUGUGCUUAAGAUUCCUGAAGUGUUUUUGCAAAAAAUCAGCCGACUGACCUGUUGUGUGGUUGUUUAAAGCCAAAUAUUAAUGCAUGUCAGAUACCACAAUUUUAUUAUUAUUUUUUUUAAAUAACUACACACGUGCUAAUUGCUGCGGUGAAUUUUAAUUAAUUUCUUCGGUAGUCCGAAGCUCAGAGUCUAUGGUAUUGAAGAAGGCGGAUAUGACGGCUUUGGGAUGUUGCCGGAACCGUACAGCCUUAUUUCAAUUUUGCACUGCAGCACCGAUUCAGAGAGACACAGAAGCCACAGGAAACCAUGCAAUAAAUGAAUUGAAGCAAAAAGUAUCUAAGGAUUAAAUGAAUGCAUUUUUCUGAGUUUAACACCAUUUAUCUAUUACAGGUCACACAGUCUAUUAUGCAUUUUGUCUACAUCCAAUUUGCAUGCUACUGCAAAAAUCUGUCUUGGAUAACUUAAAACAAAUAGAUUCUGUACAUAAUUUAUGUUUGAGUUUGGAUGUUUUAUUUUUACAGAAGUGGUUUUAGCUCUUUUUUCCACAUUUGUAUUUAUAAAUUGCUUUGCCAAAUGCUGCAGUGAACCAUGUAUCGUACCAGUAUUGAAUCAUUGUGUCCUCAUGGUCAUUUUUAAUACUUUUAAGUAAAGGAAAUCCUAUUGAUUUGUAAUUUUUAUUUUUUUGAAAAAACAUGCCUUGUCAAGUUCCAAUAAGCUUAGUAACUACCCACCUGAUAUCUGGAGAACAAUUCUUUAUGUAAACUUCAUAGUGUUAUAUUUUCUGUUGUGUGCUUCAUGACUCUGACCCAUUUUACAGCUACGAUGUUUUAUUGUAGUAUCAUUACACUGGUGUAAAUUUUAAAUAAAAAUAUAUAUUUUAAAAAACCAU
This is a messenger RNA of Brienomyrus brachyistius, 2880 nucleotides long. RefSeq names its product septin-6. Lineage: Eukaryota; Metazoa; Chordata; Actinopteri; Osteoglossiformes; Mormyridae. Gene Ontology annotation, biological process: cilium assembly; cytoskeleton-dependent cytokinesis. The record is from RefSeq and is a predicted model, not a curated record. Bases 102 to 1391 code for a protein of 429 amino acids. The transcript has 10 exons. Gene Ontology annotation, molecular function: GTP binding; GTPase activity; molecular adaptor activity. Gene Ontology annotation, cellular component: microtubule cytoskeleton; septin ring; cell division site.